GCACCUGCAGUAUAUAAAGACGGUCCACUAAAUUAAUGAGUCUGACAUCAUCCAUCAAGAUGAGAGGUUUGACAACAGUCUGUGUGCUUUUGCUUGUCGGGGCGAGCUACUGUAUGCCCCGAGUCGCCCGAGAAGCACCUGUAGCAGCACCUGGUGGAAAGGAGAAUGCUGAUCCCAAGCUUGCGCGUCCUCUGCCCAUGGCCGGUGGCAGCGCACAAACGAACGGACUGGUGCCACCACCACCACAGACACCUGUUGGCUUCAGCGGCCUGCCGCCAGUGCCCCCCACUGGUGCCCUGCCCCCUUCCGUCUCCCCUCUGCAGGGCAGCAACGUCCCCUCUCCAGUCUCAACCAGGCGGGCAGCAAGGACAGCGAGUCAAAGGUCGAUCCUGCCAAUCCCCGUCCUAACUUAGGAGCCAUGGGCCGGUUUGGUCUCUUCGGUCAACCGGAUCAGAUGCCACCGAUGGGACAGAGGGGUCCAAUGGGACAGAUGGGACAGAUGGGACCUAUGGGACAGAUUCCAUUGAGAGACGGGUCUGCUAGCGGUCUAAAUGGACCUAUGAUGUUUCCAGCUGGUCAAAUGUCUCAAGCAGAAACUAAGCCAUCUAUGGGGCAGUUUUCUCCUAUUGGACAGAUGCCCUCUAGGGGACAAUUCCCUUCUCUGGAGCAGCUGUCUCAAAAUGGACAGCUACCUUCAAUGGGACGGCUUCCUCAAAUGCCUCCUAUGGGACAGUUCUCUCCAACAGGACAGCUGCCACAAGGGGGACAGAUGCCACCUAUGGGACAAUUUUCUCAGAUGGGACAGUUCUCUCCGAUGGGACAGCUGCCACCAGGGGGACAGAUGCCACCGAUGGGACAAUUUUCUCAGAUGGGACAGCUGCCACCAGGGGGACAGAUGCCACCGAUGGGACAAUUUUCUCCAAUGGGACAGAUGCCACCUAUGGGACAGUUUUCUCCAGUGGGACAGCUGCCACCAGGUGGACAGAUGCCACCUAUGGGACAGUUUUCUUCAAUGGAACAAAUACCAACAAUGAUGCCGAUGAUGAAUAGUCCACAAUCAAAAGACCAGACCUCCCCGUUCGCCACUACUGCUGCACCAGAGGAGGCUGGGUCAGCGUCGGGAACUGAGGCGGCGAAGGAUUCCUCCGCAAAUGAUCCAAGCUCUGCAUUCCAGUCUUUCAUGUCCAGAAAGAACACUGGAUUUGUUCCUUCCCAGUUCGACUCUUCCUCCACCGAAGGUGUCCCUCCCUUCGCUCAUCCUCAGUCUAGGCUUGGAGGCAGUUCCUCUGUUGGAAUGACGGCGGAAGGACCUCAGACAGGCAUCCCACCUCAGUUGCAGAUGCUGCUGGCCCAGGCACAGAUGCAGGGCAUUCCACCUCAGAUUCUCCUUCAGCAGCUACAGAUGCAGAGAAUGGCGGCUCAAAUGCAACCAACAUCGCAGAUGUCGGGCCAGAUGACAGACAUGCCAUCCACACAGCAGAUACCGAGUCAGAAUCCUCUGACAUCAGGCAUGAUGUCUCCGUCGUUGCCGGGCCAGAUGCAAGGCAUGCCACCGGCCAUGCAAGGGCCAGGACAGAAUCCUAUGAUGUCAGGCAUGCCACCGGCCAUGCAAGUGCCAGGACAGAAUCCUUUUAUGCCAGGCAUGCCACCGGCUAUGCAAGUGCCAGGACAGAAUCCUUUCUGAUGCCAGGCAUGCCAUCUCCCAUUCAGCCACCAGGUCAGAUCCCUGACAUUUCACCCUCAACACAGAUGCCAAGUCAGCUGAAUCCGCAGGACCUGAUGCGGUUGCAGGGUAUGUCACCUCAAAUGGAGCCGAUGAACAUGGCCAUGCAGCAGGCUCAAGGCUCCCAAAUGCCUCCCUUUAUGACCGGCAAUGGCUUGCCUCCGCAAGAUGUACCGACCGAAAAACCAGCUGCUGAAGCGAACCCCAUGCCUUCGCCGUUCGGUCUGCCCUCUGAAGCCCAACCGGCCAGAACCAGAGUCCGAUCAACCUCACGGCCAACAGCGAACAACAGUCGCUCCUGUCCUCCCUGCUACCCGGUCCUGUGCAGGUGAGGAUGACAUCAAUCCAGGAUAUGAUGGCUUUCGAGGACAAAAUGCAGAGAGUCAGAAGGAGGCUGCUCAAGAGCUUCUACACCGAUCUCGCCGCAUACCAAACCCUGGCGCAGUACAUCCAGCAGCGGAUGGUCCUGAAGCUGGCCCUGCUGCACUUGAUGGAGACUCGCAUGGCCAUGCCCAUCCGGGGCUCUCUGGCCAUGGCCUUGACCUCUUCCAUGUCAAUGGCGCCCAAGUCUGCGUAACUCUUCCAACCCCAAGCUUUACUUCUUACUUCCCCUGCCGGGCUACACAGAACCUCGUGGGUUGGUAGCGACCGACAGAAGUCACAAUCUUCUUUGUUGAAAAAAUAAGAUGAAGCUAAGAUUAGAUAAAUUAAAUAUUUCUGAAAUAAUUUUCACAUGUAGAAAGCUUCUUUCGAAAAAGGUUCAGGCUUGACAAAAUUAACCUGUGAUUAGCAUCGCUUUUAUCUCUGUUGGCAUUAGGGUGUUGCUUCUCAGUGACAGAGUAUGUGUACAAUAAUGAACCUCUUUAAAUAAUAACAACAACUAUGAAUAAAGGUGUAGAUCUUAAACAAUAAACACUGAAUGGCAGGA
Messenger RNA from Pomacea canaliculata, 2651 nucleotides. Its product is annotated as basic salivary proline-rich protein 1-like. NCBI's taxonomy places the organism in Eukaryota, Metazoa, Mollusca, Gastropoda, Architaenioglossa, Ampullariidae. The record is from RefSeq and is a predicted model, not a curated record. The transcript has 7 exons. The coding region runs from base 419 to 1684 and encodes 421 amino acids.